AUGUCCUCCCCUCCACAAGAACCCUCGCAAGAACCCUCCCAGGAACCAACCACGCAACAAUCAAAAUCAAAAUCUACCCUCACAAUCCUAACCUACCACUGUCGAUUCUGCAACCAUCUCCUCUUAGCAACAACACAGAAACUAUCGACCCUUCCUCGACGAAAAGAACCUGCCAAGGAUUCCGCACUCAUUCUCCCCCUCCUUCUAUCUCCCUCUCCCUCUUUGGACACGACUCAAGGGAAUGACGGCAAAGGCUCCACGGAGAAUACGACAGAAACGCAUCAAAAACACUAUACGAUUCUUUUAUCCACUGCAUUGCCGGAACGGAAAGCGACCCUGGUGCGAAGGGAGGAUGGGUUCGAAAAGAGACGGUUUGUGCGCUGUGGGCGGUGUCGCGUCGCGGUGGGGUACUUUUUAGAUGCGGUGCAUUUCCCCGUGCAGAAGGGGCGAAUAAAUGAGGAGGAUGGGGAGGAUGGGGAAAGCGCUGAGGAUAGGGCCAAGGUGGUGUAUCUACUGCCUGGCGCAUUGGUGGACACGGAGUCAAUGGGCGAUUCUGUGAAGACGCUGGCGAUGGAUAGGGAGUGGACGGGGUGGAUCCCUUAA
Aspergillus tanneri is the source of this 603-nucleotide messenger RNA. RefSeq lists its product as uncharacterized. The transcript has a single exon. NCBI's taxonomy places the organism in Eukaryota, Fungi, Ascomycota, Eurotiomycetes, Eurotiales, Aspergillaceae. The record is from RefSeq and is a predicted model, not a curated record. Bases 1 to 603 code for a protein of 200 amino acids.